UAGUAUCUCUGGUUUAUGUUUUUAUUGUGAACGAGAGGAGAUGGUGGAACAGGCUCAGUAUGAGAAGGCUGUCAGAUGUUCCUCAAAAUAUAUCAUUCUCCAGCCCAAUCAGGCCCAGCUGUAUGGGAGCCAGGGUGAGGCCUACCUGUGUCUGGGUGACUUCCAGUCGGCUGCAGGGUGCUACCAGCAGGCAAGUCGUCUAGAGCCUCCUGGAGGGAGCUUCUACCAUACCCGCCUGGCUCUCAUUUACCAUCUACAGGGCCAGUGUCUUUUCGACGGGGGCCAGUAUCUGGAUGCCCUUGAGUCCUUUAGCAAGGCAGCAGAGUGGAACCCUCAGCGCAGACCAUUGAGAAGCGUGGCAUGUCUGUCGGCUUUGGGAUGCUACACAGAGUGUCUCCGGCUAGUGUCUGGUUGGCUGGCUGACCGCCCCUCCUCUGACCUGUACGUCCUCCGAGCCCGACUCUACUGGCAACUGGACCAGCCGGCAGCGUGUUACCAUGACAACCAUGCAGCGCUGCUCCUGGAGCCGUUGUCUGCCCCGGCGACCACUCUGCUCUCCCAGCUGGAGGCAGGAAGUGACCUCGCCAGACAGAAAGCCGUGGAGCACAUUCUGGGGGGACGGCUGACCAUCGCACUCGCCAAGAUAACCUCCGCCCUCGACCUCCACCCACGGGAGCCACGCCACUACCUCCUCAGGGGGAUUCUGUACCGGAGGAUGAAGGACUUCACCGCCUCCAUAGAAGACCUGGUGCGGGCCGUUGAGCUGGGGUCAGAGGAGGAGUCCGCAGGAGGAGCAGGGGCUGAGGAGGAAGAGGGGGUGUCUGUUGUAGAGGAGGCGCUGGGUCAGCUGGUCCUCACCUACAACGACUUUGGGGUGCAUUGCUCCAGCCGCGGCCUGCAGGCCGAGGCCACGCUGCUCUUGGACCGGGCCAUUCAAGAGGAGACCGGAGACAGCCGGCUGUACCUCAACAGAGCAGCCUGUCUGGUCCUACAGGGGCACUGGAGUUCUGCCCUCUCUGACUACCAGCAGGCUCAGGCCCUGAACCCCGGAGACCAGAACACCAGAAUCCGGCUGGCCUCCCUGCACCACAUCCUCGGAGUACACCACCACCAGCACAGGCGGUACCAGGAGGCUCUACAGAGCUUCAGCCAGGCGGUGUUAUUAGACCCCAGCAGAGCGACCUUCUACGAGAACCGCUCCAGAACCUCCCAAGUCCUCCAGGACCCGGACCUUAAUCAGCUGAGCCUGGAUGACGCUCUGAGGACCCUGGUCCUAGACCCAGAGAACCAGCAGGUGCUGCCCCUGGUCCGAGCUCGCUACCCAGGAUGCAGUGUGGUGGAGGUGAUGUCCGGUCCGGAUGGGGUGGCAGUUCGAUCCCAGCUGCUGCAGAUGAUUCAAUCGCACCCCUGUGCCUCUGAGCAACAAGGACUUCAACCUUGUGAAACCGAGGAAGAGCAGAAGUCACUUUCUGGCCAAUCAGACCUUCAGGAGCUGGUGACCCGCCAUGUGCAGAUGAAGCAGAAAGUGCAAUCCUUCCUGCACCAUCGCCCUCCUCUCCACCAGCCUUGGUCAACCCUAUAUCCCCUCUAAACUUCCCCCUGACCCUCCUUUCUCCAAACUGAAUGUCCUCCCUGCCCCACUCCCCCUCCUCCCCCUAAUCCUCCUUUCUACCCCAAAACCUUCAUUCAGCCUCCUAAACAUCCCCCACUCCCCGGCCUCUCUGCCCCUGGUCUUCCACUAGGCGGCAGCAGAGGCCUGCCUGUACCUUUAUGAGCAGGAGGCCACCACUACUAGAAGAACAUCUAGUGGCUCACUGGAGGAGAUCCAUUCUAAAGCCCAUAGAACAACACCCUAAUACAGAACUAUGCCCUCUAGAACUACACCCUAUAGAACUACACCAUAAUGCAUAACUAGACCCAUAUAUAAAACUACUUCCUCAAGAAAUACACCCCAUAAAACUUGGUCCUAAUGCAGAAACACAUAAACCCACCUUACAUAACUACACACUAAUACAGAUCUACACUCUAUAUUAAUACACCCUAAUAUAGAACCUCAUCCUUGUCCAGAACAACACCCUAACCCAGAACUACACCCUAAUACAGAAUUACACCCUUAUGCAGAACUUCAACCUUAGGUAUAACCUCAACCUGUAUAACUACACCCUAAUACAGAAAUACAUGAAUAACCACACCCUGCAGAAUUAAACCUUAUACAAUGACGUCAUUCAGAACUAUUACCUAUAGGAUCACAUCCUUAUACAGUACCAAAUAUACAGUUAACAGUUGUCAUGGAAAUAUUAGUACUGUUUUCAAGGUGAUUAUGAAAGGAUGUUAUCAACAUCAAAGCUAGAGCUCAAGCCAAACUGCAAAGGCAGGAAAGUUUAAAGUAUAAUAUAUAGUAAGAUAUUAAAAUAGAUAAUGAAUAACUGAUCAAAUGUUUAUGUGUUUCCUGACUACUAGCCCAGCGUCAAUCUUAUAUCUUUCCUAUGUGAGCUCCCGGAGAACCACAACAAACGUAUAAGUCCAGUCCUCUCAUACCACUGACUGAAUACUCACAGUCUUUCAUCUGUUUGAUUUUCAAUGCUUCAUUUAGUAUAAGUUUUUUAACUGGACAUGAGGAAUGCUGCUGUAGGAACCAGAAAGAGAAGACCAGUAAAGGUUUGGGUAUGGGUAGAUCAUCUACAUCCUCUCCGCUCUUGUGAUUGAACUAAGAACAAAUAAAGGUGCAGAUCAAUACAUAUAUUGAUUCUUAGCAUUAAAAAAAUAA
Messenger RNA from Gadus morhua (Atlantic cod), 2767 nucleotides. RefSeq names its product tetratricopeptide repeat protein 16. Lineage: Eukaryota; Metazoa; Chordata; Actinopteri; Gadiformes; Gadidae. The transcript has 10 exons. Gene Ontology annotation, molecular function: protein binding. The coding region runs from base 41 to 1591 and encodes 516 amino acids. The record is from RefSeq and is a predicted model, not a curated record.